Molecule: messenger RNA, 840 nt
Organism: Trypanosoma cruzi
Lineage: Eukaryota; Euglenozoa; Kinetoplastea; Trypanosomatida; Trypanosomatidae
Product: protein kinase ck2 regulatory subunit, putative
Exons: 1
Coding region: 1-840 (279 amino acids)
Cellular component (GO): cytoplasm; protein kinase CK2 complex
Molecular function (GO): protein kinase regulator activity
Source: RefSeq, a predicted model, not a curated record
AUGAGUUACCCCACAUACACCGGUGUUUUCUCGGACGACAUGGCGGCGUACGAGGACGAGGCAGACGAGGAGGCACUUCCGUGGAUUGUGUGGUUCUGCGAACUGAAGAGCCAUGAGUUUUUCUGCGUUGUGGACCGUGAGUUUAUUGACGAUGAGUUUAACCUCACGGGGCUGUCCACCAUGGUCUCCUUCUAUCACUACGCGCUUGACCUCAUCUUAGACCUGGAAACACAGAACAGCGCUCGGCUAACGGCGGAGCAGCAACGUCUUGUGGAGUCCUCAGCGGAAACUCUUUACGGUCUUAUUCACGCCCGCUUCAUCACGACGCAACGCGGGCUUAAACUUAUGGAGGAGAAAUUUGCCGAAGGGGAAUUUGGCCGAUGCCCCCGCGUUUUCUGCGGCGGGCAGGCGGUAUUGCCGGUGGGGCAGAGUGACGUUGUGCGUGAGAGCUCCGUCAAGUUGUACUGCCCGAAAUGUCAAGACAUUUAUUACCCGCGCUCCUCACGUCACCGCACACUCGACGGUGCGUUUUGGGGGACGACAUUUCCACACCUCUUUCUUAUGCACCUGCGCGAGAAUGGCAAGGUGAUUGCGAAGCCGAAGCAGCACUACGUGCCGCGCAUCUACGGCUUCCGCCUGCGUGAGAAAGGGAACGCCAAGGAGGAGCAUGACGAUGAGCAGAUAGCAGCAAGGGUAGAGACGGAAGAGACGGAGGAGAGAGCGGCGGAGGUUUCUGUCGGGGAGAGCAACACACCGGCAAACACCCCCAAUAACUCGCGCCUGGCGCGUGACUGCUUUAGAGACCCGAAUGGUGAACGUGCCGAGGCACCUCAACGCUGA